Molecule: messenger RNA, 2520 nt
Organism: Suncus etruscus (white-toothed pygmy shrew)
Lineage: Eukaryota; Metazoa; Chordata; Mammalia; Eulipotyphla; Soricidae
Gene: LUC7L2
Product: LUC7 like 2, pre-mRNA splicing factor
Exons: 10
Coding region: 540-1709 (389 amino acids)
Biological process (GO): mRNA splice site recognition
Cellular component (GO): U2-type prespliceosome; U1 snRNP
Molecular function (GO): mRNA binding
Source: RefSeq, a predicted model, not a curated record
CCAUGGAUAGUUAAGUAGUUCACAAAGUAUUGGGUAUCUCUUGUCAGGAAUAGUAAUGAGAAUGGAAUCAGUUUUCAUUUGAGCAUUCAAGGAGAUGGAGCAGUGAGAAGCUUAAAAAACUUACUUAUACAUAUCUUUCUAGUUUUGGCUCUCCUUUUCACUAAGCGUUCUGAUUUUGUUUUGGAGGAAUUGUGCCUGCCUGCCCCAGUAGGUGACCUAACAGGUGUAUUUGGGGGGAGGGCUUACUCUUCUAUGACCUGUUUGUAAAUUAGAGAAUGCUUCCAUUUGCUUUGUCUGCUAUUGAAUUUUUCUCCCAUCUUUCCUAAGCUAAGCUCUACUAAUUCUGUAUAAAAGAAAUACUGAUUAGUUGGUUGUUAAUUUUUUCCAUAGAUUGCUUGCUAUUAAUGCCCGAUAAUAUGCAGUAAAUAAGGAUUCUGCAUAUCAGUUUAUAUAUGUCAAAUACUACCGACUCUAAGGUUCUUUUGAAAUACUAAACUCGGUUCACUUUUGCUUAGCCUUCACAGUUUUGAUCACAUAGCAUGGUCAUCCACUCACAGCUUAAACACAUACAGGGAGCAUCGGAGAGAAUGGGAGACACUACUCGGCAACGCAUCAAAUUCAGUGAUGACAGAGUGUGCAAGAGUCACCUCCUCAACUGUUGCCCGCAUGAUGUUCUCUCUGGAACUAGAAUGGAUCUUGGAGAGUGUCUGAAAGUGCAUGACCUGGCCUUGAGAGCAGAUUAUGAAAUUGCAUCCAAAGAACAAGAUUUCUUCUUUGAACUUGAUGCUAUGGACCAUCUGCAGUCAUUCAUUGCUGAUUGUGAUCGAAGAACAGAAGUGGCCAAGAAAAGAUUAGCAGAAACUCAAGAAGAGAUAAGUGCGGAAGUAGCUGCCAAGGCAGAACGUGUUCAUGAGUUAAAUGAAGAAAUCGGUAAAUUAUUGGCCAAAGUGGAACAGCUUGGAGCUGAAGGGAAUGUGGAAGAAUCCCAGAAAGUGAUGGACGAAGUAGAGAAAGCACGGGCGAAAAAAAGAGAGGCAGAGGAAGUUUAUCGGAAUUCUAUGCCAGCUUCUAGUUUUCAACAGCAGAAACUCCGAGUCUGUGAAGUCUGUUCUGCCUAUUUAGGUCUUCAUGAUAAUGACAGGCGACUGGCUGAUCAUUUUGGGGGUAAACUGCACCUGGGAUUCAUUGAAAUAAGAGAGAAACUUGAAGAAUUAAAGAGAGUUGUAGCUGAGAAGCAGGAGAAAAGAAACCAGGAACGCCUGAAACGAAGAGAAGAAAGGGAAAGAGAAGAACGGGAAAAGCUGAGGAGGUCUCGAUCACAUAGCAAGAAUCCCAAAAGAUCCAGGUCCAGAGAGCAUCGUCGCCAUCGUUCACGCUCCAUGUCUCGAGAACGAAAGAGGAGGACUCGGUCCAAGUCUCGAGAGAAACGCCAUCGCCACAGGUCCCGCUCGAGCAGCCGCAGCCGCAGUCGCAGCCACCAGAGAAGUGGCCACAGUUCUAGAGACAGGAGCAGAGAGAGAUCCAGGAGGAGAUCCUCAAAAGAAAGAUUCAGAGACCAAGACUUAGCAUCACGGGACAGAGACAGGCGUUCAAGAUACAGAUCACCUGGUGACAGAGACCGGAAAGAUAAGCCUUGGUCCUAUGAGAGCGCUAAUGGCAGAUCGGAAGACAGGCGGAGCUCAGAAGAGCGUGAAGCCGGGGAGAUUUGAUUAGCUGUGUCUACCCCAGCCCUUGAGCUCCCCAUGCGGUCACACACUCGGGCUUAGUUCCCAACUUUCCGGGUUGACUCUGAGCACUUCCACCCGCCGAACCAGCUAGGCUAGAUGCACAGUAUCUAACUUGUUCUGAACCAAACUUACCUUGAUGAAGCUUCAGACGACACCUGUAGUUUCUGGUUAGCCUGUGACACAGUUCUGAGAGCACAGUUUCAUCGACCGAGACAACCAUGUCUUGAGUCUCUAGCAGGAGUGAUAGUGAACAAAUUGUGUUACUUGCCGUGGGGAUUUUUGAACACUUGUAAAAAAGCAGUCUUCCUUUCUAGUUUCAACACAGCUGCAGCUUCGGGAAUUUUUCUUCUUCUUCUUUCUCUGACUUUUGUAUCCCCUAAUACCUCACAACUCUCAUUAUUUUAUUAAGAGAUAGGGGGCAGGGAAGCAAUACAUUUUCUGUUUCAAGGUUAUUAAUUAAUUACUAGCUGAUUACAGUUCAGAGCGUUUAUACUGGAAUAUGUACUGGAGAAAUUUUAAAUAUUUGGCAUUUUUUCUUUUUAUUUUAAGGUGCCUAUUUUGAUUUGGAAGCCGAACAGCUGCUGCAUUACAUACUUUGCUUUUUUAAUUGAAAAUUUGAAAUCAAACAUGUCUUGAUUUUUCUGUUCUUUUGAAUUGCUACAUUCAGGAUGUUGUGAAAAGGGGGUGGGGGCUGGGACUCUUUCUUAAGCACUUCACGUUUCUGGUGUUUGAAAUAUAAAAGCUACAACCUUAUUGUAAAGUAAUAAUAAUAAAAUGAAAGAAACAAUCACCA